Molecule: messenger RNA, 1508 nt
Organism: Calidris pugnax (ruff)
Lineage: Eukaryota; Metazoa; Chordata; Aves; Charadriiformes; Scolopacidae
Product: butyrophilin subfamily 2 member A1-like
Exons: 12
Coding region: 90-1229 (379 amino acids)
Molecular function (GO): protein binding
Source: RefSeq, a predicted model, not a curated record
AUUAGUUUUAUGGUCAGGAUUGAAGUGGCUGAGAGGGUCCAAAGGUACCAGCAGCCUUCUGAACAUCGCCAACAGAUGUAAGCGCCUGCAUGUGGAUUUCUGGAAAUCCAGGUAUGGGACAACUGGCAGCAGUCAUCUUCAUCUUGGUAUUGGUAUCUGCACACCAUCUCACUGCAGGUGAUGGCCAUGAUCCGUUGCUUGUCUUGGAUGGUUAUGAGGAUGACGGUAUCAGACUCAAAUGUUUCUCUGUGAGGUCGUUUUCUGAAGUCCAGGUGUUGUGGACAGAUGGUAGGGGAGGUAAUCUCACUGGGACUCCUCUCACCACUGACACCACCACUGCUAAUGCCAGCAGCUCCAUCGUUCUGAAACCAGAAUCUGGAAACUCUGUGUCCUGCAAAAUAAUUGAUAAACUGCUGAAAACAUCGACAGAAUCUUCAGUUGUCAUUGCAAAUGUCUUCUUUCCUGCCACCUCCCCUUGGCUGGCGGCUUUCAUCGUGAUCUUGCUCUUGGGCAUAUUCCUGGUUAUUGCUGCAAUUUAUAAACUCAGAAAGAACAGUAAGAUUACUACUCGUGAAAAAAAUGCACAAGAGGAAUUACAAAAAGAGAUAGAUGAUAUCAAAGAGGAACUGGAGGAUGAAGAGGAGAGAUUUCAGAAGGAAAAUCAAGAUAUGUUGACCAGAAUUGAAAACGUCCAGAAUGAACUGGAUUUCAGAAGAGCUCAAAGCAAUGCAGUUAAUAUCACUCUGGAUGAGAAGUGCAAACAUCCCAGCCUCAUCAUUAAGGAUAAAAACAGAGUCAUGUCCUCCACCCAGAAGGAGAUCCUGCCCAAACCGAUGGUAGUAGCCACUAAAGGGUUUUCAGAGCAGAAACAUUACUGGGAAGUGGAGGUGGGAGACAAAUCAGAGUGGGAGCUGGGUGUGGUGUGUGAGGAAAUUAGAAAUACACUGAGGAGCAGCUCAAGCAAUACUUUCCCAAAGGAGAAUUUACUCAGUCUGCGGUUUUCUCAGGGAGAAUACACUACAACUGGUGGGACUGAUGCGAGCAAUUGCAAGCCCUGCAGUGUGGUAGGUGUUUUCCUGGAUCAGGACCGUGACACGCUUUCAUUCUUUGAUGUUGAAGAAAAGUGCCUUCUUGUGUCUCUCCCUGUUGAGCUUUCUGGGAAUCUGUACCCAUUCUUCAGUCCAGGCUCUGAUGGCAAAUGGUUGGGAGUACGCCCUGUAUAUACUUAAAACACAUUACCCUCUCUGUGACAUCCUUCCACAGCUCCAGGAGGAGAUUAAUAAAUUAAUAAUGUAGUGAAUCACAGAGGACGUGAAAGCAGAGAGGAAGGAAAAAAAGGAAUAUCAGCUUUUAAAACCAUGGUCAAGAAGGAAACAGUCUCUGAAGUGCUUCUUCGGGAUUCGUCUUGUACUAUGGAACUAAUUUUGUAAAAACCCAGAUCUGUUAAAUGUUGCAAUUUUAAUCCAUUCUGCCUGGACUAAACAAACACGGAUUUAUUUCAGUUUUUG